AUGGUCUGCGAUGCUGCGCUAUCUCUGGAUCAGACGCGUGUGCAGCUCACCGCGCCAGAUUCUCUGGGCCUGCAGCAUUUCCUUCGCGACAGCCUCCGGGCAACUUCACAUCAAGUCAUGGCUCUGGUGGUGGCUUUGGCUUUGAACUCCAGCUCUGAUAGCUUGAAAGCCGGCGUGUGCGUUCUGGGUGGAGGCGGCAUGGCCUUGCCAAUGGUAUUGGUGACGCAUUUGGAAUCUGUCCAGGUGCAUGUGGUAGAGCUUCACGACGUUGUUAUAGACUUCGCGAUUAGAUAUUUCGGCGCUUCACACCCGCGACUUCACGCAGAGCAAGGUGGGCAUGUUCUAUGCACCAAAAUUAGAGUCCUCAUCAACACUCACAUGGUGUUUCGCAAGUUUAUUUAUGGGCAUGUCUGA
Messenger RNA from Symbiodinium pilosum, 414 nucleotides. Lineage: Eukaryota; Dinophyceae; Suessiales; Symbiodiniaceae. The record is from the annotation of a GenBank genome assembly.